Salvia miltiorrhiza (redroot sage) is the source of this 905-nucleotide messenger RNA. Its product is annotated as glycine-rich RNA-binding, abscisic acid-inducible protein. Bases 56 to 577 code for a protein of 173 amino acids. Lineage: Eukaryota; Viridiplantae; Streptophyta; Magnoliopsida; Lamiales; Lamiaceae. The record is from RefSeq and is a predicted model, not a curated record. The transcript has a single exon.
GUAUAAAUUGAUGCCAACUGUAGUGGAAAUAUCAUGCAGAGAUCACUAAGGCACAAUGGCUAAAAUUCUGUGGUUGGCUCUGUUUUUUGCUAUGGUGAUAGUUAGACUGAGAGCCGAAGAAGGAGGAGGCGCCGCCACCGCUCCGCCCUCGUCGGAAAGUUCUGAUCCUCCACAAACAACGAACGAUGUAAAAACUGAAGGGAAGAGUAGCAAGACUUACAACAACGUAGCGGUGAACAACAAGAGGAAGAAUAAUGGAGGUGGGAGCGGAGGUGGAGGUGGAGGCGGAGUUGGAUGGGGUUGGGGCGGUGGUGGAGGUGGUGGCAAUCGCGGUGGAGGGUGGGGAUGGGGGGGUGGAGGAGGCGGCGGUGUUUUUUGGCGGUGGGGCUGCAACGGGCGGCAUCACCGUUCCGGCAAGAUGAAAGUCUUCCCAAAGGGAGACUAUGCAAUAGGAGAGUUUGCACAAUGCAUGGUGAAGGGAAGGUGUAGGGGAAUGAGGUUGGAUUGUCCAUUGCAUUGUGGAGGGCCUUGUGUUUAUGAUUGUAGGAAUAUGUGCAAGGCUCAUUGCAAAAAAUAAUCCAUGCAUUUUCAUUUCUAGCUUGCAAGAUUCUUGUUUUAUUGUCAAGGAAUUUAUCUUAGGAAAGAUGUUUGUUUGUUUGUUAUAGUAAUGUUUUUGCAUGCAGUGUGCCAUCAUUAUUAGUAGAAGCAUGUCUUUUGUGAAAAGGGUGAUUGUGGAACCUAUCUAUUGUGAUCAAUUUGUUAAGACAGUUAAAGAUGGGCUGUACCAACUUUUGUUUUUGAUUUGUAAUGUUAUUUGUAGAAGGGUGGAAGCAUAAAGUCUUUACAUCUUUUUGCAACUUUUAUUAAGAUAUAUAUAUGUGUCCUAAUCAACAUUGAUUCAUAAA